AUGUCGUCUGAUCAGAUAUAUUCGGCCAAGUACUCGGGCGUGGAAGUGUAUGAGUUCAUACAUCCUACAGGAUCAAUUAUGAAGCGUAAAGCGGAUAACUGGGUGAAUGCUACUCAUAUACUAAAAGCCGCAAAAUUUCCCAAGGCGAAACGUACAAGAAUAUUAGAAAAGGAGGUAAUAACGGAUACCCACGAGAAAGUUCAGGGUGGGUUCGGGAAAUAUCAGGGUACAUGGAUUCCUUUGGAGUUAGCGAGGAAACUAGCAGAAAAAUUUGAAGUUCUCGAGGAAUUGAGACCACUAUUUGAUUUCACUCAGCAAGAGGGCACUGCGUCUCCGCCACAAGCUCCUAAGCACCAUCAUGCUUCGAGAACAGAUUCUGUCCGUAAGAGAGCAACUAAGAGUGCGUCAACCACCACCAGUAAAGUACCAGAGGCAAAGAGUUCGUCCCAAUCUUCAUCCCAACGGCAACAACAAAAACAGCAGCAAAAAGCUGCCUCUGCUUCUGGGUCAGUAUCAGUUCCAAGAAGGGGACGGCCACCAAGAAACAAACCGACCGUAGCUUUGCAAAGGUCUCAAAGUGAGAUGGUAUUCCCUAAACCCUCUAUACCGUUCUCAUCUAUUCAAGGCACAAAACUCCCUAGUCUCCAACCGCAACUUGCCAGAUCAUCUACUAGUUUGUCCCCUAUAGUAGAUGUAAAAUCACCCUUAGACCAAACCUCUCCCCAGUUCAAGGAACUCGAUAUAGAAGACGGAUUGUCUAGCGAUAUCGAACCAAAUUCACUGAUGGCGGCCAAACAUGAAGAUAGCACGCACAUAAUGAAUUCAAAGGAUGAACCAGUUUCGUCAUCGUCAUCGUUACCAUCAUCACCAACAGAAUUUUCACAGAGUGUUCCAUUUUCUUCUAGGCCGAAUAUUCAAACACCCUUACAAAUGAAUGGGACUACGUCAAUGAAUAUGAUACUUCCUAAAUUUCCCUCUUCACAGAAUUCCCAGUCAGACUCCAAUCAACGAGCAAAUGACUAUUUGACAAAGCUAGUAAACUACUUCAUAUCUAAUGAUUUACAGAAUGAGUCUGAAACUCCUGUUGAUCUUCUUAAUCCCCCAUUGCACUGCUCUCCAUUUAUUGAUACAUGGAUUGAUCCGGAACAUCAUACAGCAUUUCAUUGGGCAUGCGCCAUGGGGAAUUUGGCGAUUGUAGAAGCACUACUGAAGGCAGGCGCAUCUAUUAGAUCCGUUAAUAAUGUUGGUGAAACUCCGCUAAUACGAUCUUCAAUUUUUCACAAUUGUUACACUAAACGCACUUACCCACAAAUAUUUGAAAUAUUAAAGGAUACAGUAUUUGAUCUAGAUGCCAAAUCAAGAAAUGUAAUCCACAGAAUUGUAGCGAGAAAAAGUCACACACCAUCUGCAGUCUAUUAUUUAGACGUUGUACUAUCAAAAAUUAAAGACUUUACACCACAGUAUAGAAUAGAUGUACUGAUUAAUCAACAAGAUAGUGAAGGGAACUCUCCUUUGCAUUAUGCGGCCAUGAACAAAGAUAAUCAAUUCUACCAAUUACUAGUUAAGAACGGAGCUCUGACCACUAUUCACAACCUAAAUGGCAUGAGCCCUAAUGGGAUAAUCAACGGAAAGUACUCGACGGAAGAUAUUUCUAAAGGUCAAAGGUUGGAUGAUCCUUAUGAUUUCAACAGAAUGUAUCCUUCACAGGCGGCAACGACAGCUAAUAGGGCUAUUCCAGAUGUCAUAAAUAUGAUGAAAGAGAUGUCUAAUUCGUACCAAAACCUAUAUCAAAAAAGGCAGAAUGAUGCAAUUCAAAUGGAACGUACUGUGAAAAGUAUGAACAAAACAAUUUCGUCAAUUGAAAAUAAAUUGAUGGAUACCCUUCACGUGAAACAAUUAGGUGAUAUUGAUGUUGUAAUAAAUCAAAGGCGCGAAAGCAUAGAGGAACUCCAGACAAAGAUAUCAGCAAACAAGCGUACAUUGAUGAAUACGUUAGAAAGUGGUCAAGUAAAACUUAUAAAAAAGUUUGUUGAUGAAGAAAGCAAAGAAGAAACAGAAAACGAUGAGAACUCCGAAAGUGUUCAUGAACUCUUGAAAGAUUUGGUACUACUUCAACUCAAGAGAAAAAGAAAGAUUACCCAGAUCAUUGAUGUUAUUACUGACAACUCUAAGGUAUAUAAAUACCGUAAAAUGAUAUCACAAGGAACAGACAUAGAUGUUCCAGAUGUUGAUGAAUGUUUAGAUGUGAUAUACGAUACUUUAAGUAAAGAAUCAUGA
Molecule: messenger RNA, 2277 nt
Organism: Kluyveromyces marxianus DMKU3-1042
Lineage: Eukaryota; Fungi; Ascomycota; Saccharomycetes; Saccharomycetales; Saccharomycetaceae
Gene: MBP1
Product: transcription factor MBP1
Exons: 1
Coding region: 1-2277 (758 amino acids)
Cellular component (GO): MBF transcription complex; SBF transcription complex
Molecular function (GO): protein binding; transcription regulator activity; DNA binding
Source: RefSeq, a predicted model, not a curated record